This is a messenger RNA of Xiphophorus couchianus (Monterrey platyfish), 1515 nucleotides long. It is a transcript of the gene rce1a, whose product is annotated as Ras converting CAAX endopeptidase 1a. Gene Ontology annotation, biological process: CAAX-box protein processing. Gene Ontology annotation, cellular component: endoplasmic reticulum membrane. Bases 190 to 1128 code for a protein of 312 amino acids. NCBI's taxonomy places the organism in Eukaryota, Metazoa, Chordata, Actinopteri, Cyprinodontiformes, Poeciliidae. The transcript is spliced from 8 exons. Gene Ontology annotation, molecular function: metalloendopeptidase activity. The record is from RefSeq and is a predicted model, not a curated record.
UACAGAGGAAAAAGAAGGAAGCCGAUGAUGACGCAGUUAGAAAGCGCCGAAUCGCUAGCAGUCCAACCAACAGGUAUAACAGAGUUUUUGACAGAUUCUUCUGAUUUGUGCUGAUGUCGGCGCGUGCCAGAUGGUCCAGGAGCCGGGCCGGCUCUGCUUAGUGCUCCUUCUUCACCUGGGUGAGCCAACAUGGCGGAGGAGGAAGGCAUUGUGACAGAGCAGAUGGAAGAGGCGUCGGGUGGACUGUGCUGGCUGUCAGUGCUGUCCUGCCUGCUGCUUGCCUGCUGCUAUGUUGGCAGUUUAUAUGUCUGGAGGAGCGACCUGCCCAGGGAUCAUCCUGCGGUGAUAAAGAGGCGCUUCACCAGCGUCCUGGUCGUGUCGGGCCUUUCGCCUCUCUUUGUUUGGGCAUGGAGAGAAUUCACAGCAGUCAAGACUGUCUCACCAUUGUUGGCCCUGUUGGGCAUUCGCCUUGAAGGUUUUAUUCCUGCGAUUGUUCUGCCUCUGCUGCUGACUAUGGUCCUGUUUCUGGGCCCACUAAUGCAGCUGUCCAUGGACAGUCCCUGGAGCUUCACAGAUGGUGUUCAUGUGGUGCUUGACCCGUGCUUCUGGACGCUGUGCCUCAGCGACAUGCGCUGGUUGAGGAAUCAGGUGGUGGCACCACUGACAGAAGAGUUGGUGUUCAGAGCCUGCAUGUUGCCCAUGCUGGUGCCGUGUGCCGGUCCUUCCACUGCCAUCUUCACCUGCCCUCUGUUUUUUGGAGUGGCUCAUUUUCACCAUGUCAUAGAGCUGCUGAGGUUCAGACAGGGCACGCUGUCAGGAAUUUUCUUCUCAGCAGUGUUUCAGUUCUCCUACACAGCAGUGUUUGGAGCUUACACUGCAUUCAUCUUCAUCAGAACAGGUCACCUGAUUGGUCCAGUUCUCUGUCACUCCUUUUGUAACUACAUGGGUUUCCCAGCCAUCAGCACUGCACUGGAGCACCCCCAACGCCUCGCCAUUUUAUCAUCCUACCUGAUGGGAGUUCUUCUCUUUUUCAUGUUGCUCUUUCCUUUAACAAACCCUUCUUACUAUGGCGUCCCCACCCCAGUCUGCACCCUCACCUCGUCCCCCAGCUCUCUCUGUUUUUCCUGACCCCCCGCCCUUUCUCUACCUACACAGGCUUAUCUGCUUUUGUCCUGUUGCUGUACAAUAUUUAGGCAAUCAAGGGUUUGGUAUGUUUUAACGGUGAACUGGCGCUGAUGUCCUUUACAAAUUGACUGGACAGUGCUGACAGGUUUGGGGGGUUAUAAUGAGCCAAAUUUCUAAGUAAGCGUUAUUUAUGGUUUCCUUUAUACGAAAGGCAGUCACAUCUCAGAAUGUGUUGAAACUAAGGUUAAUGCUCCGGGAAGCGUUCUGUUCCUUCACUGACCUGAUGACCGGAACACAAAUCAUCUUCACGACUCAUAUUUUUUUAUGUGCUUCCACAAACUUUGAGUAAAACUUAGUAAAGGCUUAUUUGGUGAAGUUUUCCAGUUUUUU